UGUUGCCACCGAACUGAUAGCAGGCUUCGCGUCUUCUCCGAUGUGCCCGACAGACAAUCACGGUGGCAAGGCUGCGAAAUCUGCGGAGACGCACAUUUUGUCCUUCAUUUGGUAUGCAGCCAACAAAACAUGCAUGCGGGAUGUGGCCGACAGAUUCAACCUGGCUGAAAGUACUGUACACAGGGUACUGCAAAGAGUGGCAGACUACCUGUGUACGCUAGGUCCAACUGUCCUCGCAUUUCCCCGUGACCUGGAGAAGCUGUCCAGAGAUUUCGAGAAAGUGUCGGGUGUGCCUGGUGUUGUUGGAUGCAUAGAAGGUUGCUACAUUCUCAUCCAGUGCCCCGAAAACAAGAUAGCUUCGACCUACGUCAACAGACACCACUUCCUCUCAAUGACAUUGCAGGCUGUGUGCGACAACAAGAGGCGAUUCAGUGACGUGCUCGUUGGAAGCUCGAGCGAGAUACACGAUUCCCGUGUCUUUCGCCUGUCCUCGCUUGCCAAAAAAAUCCCAGGGAUAUGCCAAGGUGGCAGGUAUCACAUCCUAGCUGACGCAGCAUACCCUGCGACGAACUGCUCGAUGACAGUGAUGAAGAGGAGGCUAACGAAGAUGUACCAUGGUCCAAGUGCACAGACAGCGAUGAAUGUAAAGAAGAGGAUACUGAAGAAGACGCAGCUCUACGUAAGCUCGGCGAGUUGA
Molecule: messenger RNA, 697 nt
Organism: Rhipicephalus sanguineus (brown dog tick)
Lineage: Eukaryota; Metazoa; Arthropoda; Arachnida; Ixodida; Ixodidae
Exons: 4
Coding region: 41-697 (218 amino acids)
Source: RefSeq, a predicted model, not a curated record